CUGGACGGGGGCACGGAACUGCUGUGGGGUUGACGAAUAAUCAUCUGAGAUGAGGGGGAAAGAUGGGAAUUGUACAUCGAUUGUAGAACUACAGCACAAAAUUUCGAGCAUAUGACUGUUUGUAGCCUCACUACAAAGCGAAUUUUAUAUGAGGACUCCGGGAGGAAGGGCUGUGAUCGCAGUAAGGUAGCGAAUGUAGGGGAGAGCUGGGGAGGGCUGUAGCUGCUGGGGUUUUUCGCAGAAACAACAUGGCUGCGGUCGAGCUCGAAUGGAUCCCAGAAACGCUGUACAACACCGCUAUCUCGGCUGUGGUGGACAAUUACAGUCGGUCAAGAAGGGACAUACGGUCGCUCCCAGAAAAUAUACAGUUUGAUGUCUAUUAUAAGCUGUACCAGCAGGGCCGGCUCUGCCAGCUGGGAGGGGAGUUCUGUGAGCUGGAGGUGUUUGCUAAAGUGCUUCGGGCCUCAGACAAAAGGCAUCUACUGCAUCACUGUUUCCAGGCCCUAAUGGACCAUGGUGUAAAAGUGGCCUCAGUUCUAGCAAACUCCUUCAGCCGCCGCUGCUCCUACAUCGCUGAGUCUGACGCCCACGUCAAAGAGAAGGCCAUCCAGUUCGGCUUCGUGUUGGGUGGCUUCUUGUCUGAUGCUGGCUGGUAUGGAGAUGCAGAGAAAGUUUUCUUGUCGUGCUUGCAGCUGUGCACGCUCCACAGUGAGGUCCUCCACUGUUACCGCGCUGUGGAGUGCUGCGUCAGGCUGCUUCAUGUCCGCAACGGCAACUGUAAGUACCACCUGGGAGAAGAGACCUUCAAGCUUGCUCAGUCUUACAUGGACAAACUAGCCAAACAUGGCCACCAGGCCAACAAGGCGGCGCUGUACGGCGAGCUCUGUGCCUUGCUCUUCGCCAAAAGUCACUACGAUGAGGCAUACAGGUGGUGUAUAGAGGCUAUGAAGGAAAUUACUCCAGGGCUGCCUGUCAAAGUAGUUGUUGAUGUCCUCCGACAAGCCUCCAAGGCCUGUGUUGUGAAGAGGGAGUUCAGAAAAGCAGAGCAGCUGAUCAAACAUGCAGUGUUUCUAGCAAGAGAACAUUUUGGACAGAAGCAUCCCAAGUAUUCCGAUACGCUGCUAGAUUAUGGAUUUUACUUAUUAAAUGUGGACAACAUAUGCCAAUCAGUUGCUAUUUACCAGACAGCGCUGGACAUCCGACAGUCUGUGUUUGGGGGGAAGAACAUCCAUGUUGCCACAGCCCAUGAAGACCUAGCGUACUCCUCAUAUGUCCACCAGUACAGCUCUGGGAAAUUUGACAACGCUCUAUUCCACGCAGAACGUGCCAUAGACAUCAUAACUCAUAUCCUCCCUGAGGACCAUCUUCUGCUGGCCUCCUCUAAGAGAGUCAAAGCCCUGAUCCUGGAGGAAAUCGCCAUCGACUGCCACAAUAAAGAAACAGAAGAGCGUCUCCUGCAGGAAGCUCAUGACCUGCACCUCUCCUCACUACAGCUGGCCAAGAAGGCCUUCGGGGAGUUCAACGUACAGACGGCUAAGCACUACGGCAACCUGGGCCGACUCUACCAGUCAAUGAGGAAGUUUAAGGAGGCCGAGGAGAUGCACAUCAAAGCCAUCCAGAUUAAGGAGCAGCUACUGGGCCACGAGGACUACGAGGUGGCGCUGUCUGUGGGUCACCUGGCCUCCCUCUACAACUAUGACAUGAACCAGUAUGAAGAUGCAGAGAGGCUCUACCUGCGCUCCAUCGCCAUUGGUAAGAAGCUGUUUGGAGAGGGCUACAGUGGGCUAGAGUACGACUACCGAGGCCUGAUCAAACUCUACAACUCAGUGGGGAACUACGAGAAGGUGUUUGAAUACCACAAUGUACUGUCCAACUGGAACCGGCUGAGGGACCGGCAGUUUGCAGUGGCGGACGCUCUGGAGGACGUCAACACCACCCCUCAGCAGACCCAGGAAGUGGUCCAAGCUUUCCUAUUGGCUCAGAGCCUCGGCCCCACUCGGCCUUGUCUUGGCUGAAAUCUUUUUUUCUUUCUUUCUUUCUUUUCUUUCUCCUCGUGAGGUGAAAAAGAGGAAAAAAGGCCAGGUUUUAGUCUGGUAAGAACUCAAAGUAAACCCAAAAUUUAUUAGUAACAUGCAGUCAGAACUCAUUACCGGCUGGUCGGUUGGCUUUGUAGUCACUGUAGCUGUCAGUACACACACACACACACACACACACACACACACACACACACGAUUAAAGGAUUAAAAACAAAGAAAGUAGAGAAGAUGCUUCGACCUCACACCAUCAAAUUGCAGCUUUGGAAAGAAGAUGCUGCUUCUCUCUGAUGGACGACCUCUCAUCUCGUCUCACGCCUUCUUUAUUUGGACUUUUUUUGUAUUUGAACUGGUGAAGCUCUGAAUGCCAUGAAGACUCCUCAUCCCUAACAAAACCAUGGUGACAGUAUCCGGAUCCAUCUGUGGCCUACUGCAGCGCAGAUGGAUAUUUGUGACGUGUGUACAGUAACAGUAAUACAGCAGAUUGUACAUUUGUUUCACUUGAAAGCUUUUUUCUCUCUCGAUGAACUGAACGUGGACUGCUUUUGAAGUGCUUGUUGGAGUGAGAUUACCAGCGGUGGAAUGUGUUAAACCAGUGGGGCUGUUGUUACACAGAACAGGCUUUCAGAGGUCUCGUUUUCAACUUUUCUUUUUUUGUCCAACUCAGUACUGACAGCAGAAUUAAAAUGCCAAUAAUUUAUAUGCAGACGUGUGUUUAUGUAGCCCCUUUGUUGGCUGAGUGAGCCAACAGCUGAACACUAUGUUAACAAAGGAACCGGACAGGAGAGCAAAGAGGAAGGUGCUACAUGUGCAGCGGCUCAGAAGCAUCCCUUUAUUUGUUUAUCUUGGAGCUGCUUGUGUGUGUGUGUGUGUGAGAGUCAGUACACACCGAUUAAACUCUGGGUGCCUAAGUGCUCCACUGAUGACAACCAGCCUUACACCAGCUUGCAGUUAUCUGUCUGUAGACGGACCCAUACUUAAAGUGCUUCAUUAACCCUUAAGGGCACUACAUGGGACCAAAUUUGCAUGUGUGUGUGUUGCUAGCCCGCUAGCUUGUGCAUCAGGCCUUUCCUCUUCCGUGUAUCCUGUCAAAAAUCCCUUUUAGGAAAUUUCCUGCAUCAUUUUUUUAACCGGACCAUCAUAGUGUUUCUGUAAAAUCUCAUCUGUUGUUUCGCUAAAGCGCUGCUGUCGUAACGGACCAAUCAGGACCAGAAAAACACAAGGCCUUUCUUUCUUUUUAACCUUUAGUACUCCUAUUUUUAAAAAACAUGUUUAAAAUGAUCUGUCUUUUGUAGCUUUUCAGCGCCCCCUGUUGGUCAAAUGCUGUAAUGGGGACAUUAAAAUGUGAUUUACUUGACAAGUAAACUCCAGUUCAGGAUAUUUAGGUGACUUUUUGGACCUACGCAGAGUUUUCAGAUGAGUUUAGUCUGUUUUUAAAAGUUAUAAAACAGUAUUUAGAGUUAUCUGUUGGGGUUUUGGAGUGGGAGACAUCCCUGCAGACUGAAUGAAAUUGUCCUGGCUUUCAUUGGACGAGACAGCAGGAACUGUCACAAGCUGACAUCUGUAGCUGUGUAGGGAAAUAACUGAUGAGAUUUUAACAGAACAAAACAAAAGAAAUUAUUUCGGCAUUCAAAUCUGUAACAUUACCAACAAUGUGAUGCCUUGAAUAACUACGCCACUGUUGUUGUUUCCAAAUGAAUGAAGAAAACAAGCUUUGCCUUCAGUGCUGCUGCACUUCUCUCUGGCAGUGAUGUGUUUUGUGGCUUCAGCUGAGGAGGUGCAGCCUUUGAGCUUCAGCUCAAACCCACAUCGGUACAGCAGCCUGCUGGUUCCCUCCUAAUGUGUGUUAUUGAAUUUAUAAAUGCAUAUCUGUCCUAAAACCUGCAUCCGGCUCACAUUUCAGUGGGAAAAACAAGGAUCGACCCUCUAAGAAGAGGAGCAGCUUCCUCCCGCUACGAUCUGAUCUGUGAAAUUCGUUUUUAAAGAAGCCUUCAUGUGAAGUGGUUGUUCCAGCUGAGUGUCAGUUCUUAUUUUUUUACGUUUGCCCAGGGAGUGGUGGGGGUUCCUCUAACAAUGACCCAGAGAAAGCAGCUGGGUGGUGGGAGGAGGAGGACCGCCUCCUGCUUUUUCAUUGUGAUGAAACCUGAAAGGGAAUAGUGUGGUGGUGGUGCUGGAUGAAGUUUACGUGAAGCUGUGAUCUCUGGUCACCCUUUUGGUUUGGGUGAGAUAAUGGACACGAAAUGCAACGAUGGAAUGAUUUCACUAUUGUUACUGCUUCACUGUUAGAUGCAAAAACAUUAAAAAUGUGUAUCAUUGA
Messenger RNA from Melanotaenia boesemani (Boeseman's rainbowfish), 4350 nucleotides. It is a transcript of the gene appbp2, whose product is annotated as amyloid beta precursor protein (cytoplasmic tail) binding protein 2. The transcript is spliced from 13 exons. NCBI's taxonomy places the organism in Eukaryota, Metazoa, Chordata, Actinopteri, Atheriniformes, Melanotaeniidae. The coding region runs from base 249 to 2015 and encodes 588 amino acids. The record is from RefSeq and is a predicted model, not a curated record. Gene Ontology annotation, biological process: intracellular protein transport. Gene Ontology annotation, molecular function: protein binding.